CCCAAUUUCUUCACCAACCGUCACGCACCGCAUCGGCCCGGGGCGCUCGCCAUGGUUGAUCGACCGGCCUUGUGAGCCGUGUCGUUUGUGGUCGUCGAUCCCGCAGAGGCAACGCGCCUUGACGCGUCGUUGACAUCAUCGCCAUGGCGCUGGUCGACUACUCGUCGUCGACGUCAUCCUCCGAUGCGGAACAGGAACGGGAUCAGGAGCCCCCGGCCAAACGGCGCAAGAAUGGCUCCGCGGCGUCCAGCACGGCUGUGGAGGCCGCGAUGCCGCCGUUGCCGGCAGCGUUCCACGACCUGUAUGCGUCGACGGUCCGGCAGAGCGUCGUGGACGACCCGAGCCUGCACCAGGGCCGCAAGAGGCAGAACCCUCACGUCCCCGGCAACUGGCCCACCCACGUCUACGUCGAAUGGCACCCCGGUCCGGACCAGCACGAGCUGCUGGAGGAGCUCGUCGGCAGGGUCGAGGACAUGCUCGACGAGGGCGUUGCGCUGCACAACUUCUUGACCAGCGAUUUGGGCGCGCCUCUGCCGCUGCACAUUAGCCUCUCGCGGCCGCUCAGCCUCCCCACGGCAGACAAGGACCCGUUCCUCGAGCGGCUCACCCGUUCGCUCCGGACCAGCGGCACGGAGCCGUUUGCCGUGCGCCCCAGCGGCUUGGCCUGGUACAAGUCGCCCGACUCGGAGAGGACCUUUCUCAUCCUCCGGGUCGAGGCGCGCAAGCACGGGGCGAACCCGGAGCUCAUGGCCCUGCUGACGCGGUGCAACACCGUCUCGGCGCUGUUCAAGCAGCCCGCGCUGUACCAGGUGCACCACAGCGAGGCGGCCGACUCGGCGUUCCACGUCUCCAUCGGGUGGACGUUUGGGCUGCCGGACGAGGAGACGUCGCUCCGGGUGCUCAGGCUGUUUAGGGAGAAGCGGUUCCGGGCGAUGCACGCCUGGGAGAUUGCGGUGCCGGGCGUCAAGGCCAAGAUUGGCAACGUCGUGACGCACGUUGCGCUGGGGGGAGGCGGCGGGCGGUCAGUCGCCGGCGGACGGGACGCGCAGGACGAGCCAUGAUGAUGAGGACAGUAACACAGUUGCACAGGUAGCGGCAGAAGCAGCGGUAGCAAGCGCUUAACUGAAACCCGGUGGAUGCCUGGCGAGCCGUGUCCUGCGUGAUCCGGGCCAAGUGCCGUGUCAAACAAAGCCCCCAUCCCCUCCCC
This is a messenger RNA of Purpureocillium takamizusanense, 1207 nucleotides long. RefSeq names its product poly(U)-specific 3'-to-5' RNA exonuclease (gene USB1). Gene Ontology annotation, cellular component: nucleus. The transcript is spliced from 2 exons. The record is from RefSeq and is a predicted model, not a curated record. Gene Ontology annotation, molecular function: 3'-5'-RNA exonuclease activity. NCBI's taxonomy places the organism in Eukaryota, Fungi, Ascomycota, Sordariomycetes, Hypocreales, Ophiocordycipitaceae. Gene Ontology annotation, biological process: U6 snRNA 3'-end processing. The coding region runs from base 144 to 1061 and encodes 305 amino acids.